UCUCAGUUCCCCGCCUGCAUGUUUGAAGCAGCAGGAGUGCCAGCAGAGAUACGGAGCGAUCACAGCUCUGAAGAAGCCACCAGCACGUGGAGGAAGAGGAGGAACAGAGAAACGCAGUGAACGUGAGAAAGAUGCUCUCCAGUGGCCACAUCUGCACAGUGAGACGGACAUCAGGAGGACAGAGAGGACUGAGGAGACAAGAGACUUCAACCUGGAUCAUUUCUUAAUAUUGAAUGUGUUGUUCUCUGAAAGUUAAACUCCAGAAGAAAAGUUAAUAACAGCCUCACCUGCUUCACUGCUUCAGGAGACACGUUGGUUUUUGUGGGAGCAUUUUACUUGCAGGACACGCACAAGACUCGAUGAGACAGCAUUGAGUAUUUAAAAUGAAGGAAAGAUUGUCUGUUUGGCACAUUUAGCAGUCCAUAUCAAAUAUCCUGACAUGGAGGCGAUUGCCGAUCGGGAAGCCCACCUGUGUGCCUCCACCUCCCCGACCCCACCACCACCACCAGCAAACCUUGAACUCAAGCACGGUCACGCGGUCCGUUUCAAGAAAGUGUGUCGAAUCGAAGAGGAAAGUUUGAGCCCGUUUCCCGGACUGCCGGCAGGUGUGUUGGAAAUGAAGGUGAAAGAGGGCAGCAAAAUUCGCAAUCUCAUGGGUUUUGCCAUGACACGUAUGCAGGACGAGGCACGCGACGGUGGUCAGACGGGACUGAGACGGGUCGUGUUCAGUGGGUCGGGCCGGGCCGUCACCAAAACCAUCACCUGUGCCGAGAUCAUGAAGAGGAAGAUCGGCGGUCUUCAUCAGAUGACCAAACUGCAAUACAAGAGCGUGCGAGAGGUCUGGGAGAGUCAGGAAGGAGGAGACUCGGAGAUGACCGUACACCGGACUCUUCCAUCCAUCAGCAUUCUGCUCUCCAAAGAUCCUCUUGAUCCUCUAGAACCGGGAUAUCAGCCUCCGGAGACUGUCUGGGAUGAGAGAAAUGGAGGAGAGGCUUCAUGUGCGAUGGAGAAAAGAUCUAUAGACUCAUUUGGUUCUCUGGUAGAGCCACAGGCAAAAAGACAGUGCCUAUGAGCUUUAUGGCUAUAUGACGACCCAUGAAGACCAAUGAAGACACCCGGUUCUCAUCCAGAGAAUCUGUGAGUCUUUCUCUGAAAAAAAAUCACAUUUUUACUUCUCAGCUGAACUUUUAGUGUAACAGUGGAGAAAAAUGUUGAGAAUCUUUGAUCUUUAUGAUUUUACAAACUCACUUUCAAUCAACAUCUUAAAGUUAUAUAUAACUAAUACAAUUCAUAGAAAUUAAUUCACACAUAUGAGCACACUCCUGUAUAGCUCAGUGGUAGAGCAUUGCUUUAACAGCGUAAAAGGUCAUGUCAUUUGACCAUCUAGGUUAACUAUAGACCUGGCUAUGAGUAGCCCACUACUAGCCAAAAUAAACUUGAAUUUGGUUACAUGUGUUUUUUGUCAAAAUUACUUGUGAGCAGAGGCGGUCUUAACAUAGAGGCAUAGGUAGGCGGCUGCUUGGGGUCCCCUACCAGCGGUCAUAUUGGGGGGCCCCAACCAACCAAAUAAUUAACCUUAUAACAGAAAAACUAAUUUAACCCUUAUGUUAUGUUGGGAACAACUUUCUCUGUGUUUCAGCAAAUGGAAUGAUUUUUGGUGACAAAUCUUAUUGUGACACAUAUUUUGGGAAAAUGCUUUGAACAUGCAGUCAAAAACUCAACAAUACACUGUGGGCAAAUUCACAACCCUUUCGUUAUGUUCGUGAAGAAAACAUCCACUAAAUUAAACUGCUGUAAACAUCAGAAUAAAUCUGUUAAUCAAUCUCAGUCCUGAUUAAAACGGCAAAAUGUUUAAUAAAAAAAUCCAAUUACUCUUUAAUUGCCAAUGAUUUUUUUCAAAAACUCAAAACUGAUUUGAGGAAACACACAUACUACUUUUACAUAUUACUUAUUUUCAAUAUAAAAAGUGAUUGUGGACUGGAUUUUUUUUUACCUUUUAUCACAGUCUUGGGCAUGUGAAAUAUUAGUAACAACAUUGGCUUUGAUGCUUUGCUAGUUUUUGUGCAGCAUCAAAUUUUAAUUUUUUCUCCCUCAUUUACUCUUCGUUUUUGCCCCAUUAACUUAUUCUCUAUUGGUUUGUGUAGUGCAACACUUUGUGUGUUCUCUGCUUUCCAUCUUCAUUUUGGAGUAAAAAACUUUUAUCGAUCUCUUUUAUAGAUCGGAUAGGGGGGCCCCAUACAUACCUUCGCCUUGGCCACAAAUUUUCUAAAUCCGCCACUGCUUGUGACAUGUCUGAUAUUCCAUCAUGUAAACAAAGUCAACAGUGAUUACAAGCUGUUUGCUUUCAUGUAUUGAUUUAUUUCAUUAAAAUGUAUUUCAUUUAUUUUUGGGCUGUGGUUAGACAUCACUGACAGUCCAAAAUUUCCCUUGAUUAAACACCUUUUAAAUUUCUGGCUGGGUGUUAACAUUUACUUUUCUUAUCACAGCAAAUCAAAUCUGACCUACAGUAGUGAAGAGAAACAGCCGGAUGAUGACCCUUUAUUAUCUUCCUCAUUGUUGACAGUUGAACAUCUUUUCUUUCAAGCACUUAUUGCUGAAAUAUGGCCAAAUUAUUUAUGCUUAUCAUGUCAUGUAAAUAAUAUUAAUUAAAGGUUACAGUCUGCAUAAUAUCAUUUUAAAAGUAUGCAACAUUUUGUUUUUUUGGGGUUGAAACCUGAGCAUGUUUUCACCUGAGAUUCACCUGUUCAGAGCAUCACGCUGUACAAACAUAAAUGUAUGUUGUUGUAUGUAUGUUUUCUUCUGCAACUUUGUGUAAAUAAAUAAUUUGCUACUUGCAUAACAGUAAGAAAGAAACUUUACUGCUGUUCAAUA
Misgurnus anguillicaudatus (oriental weatherfish) is the source of this 2871-nucleotide messenger RNA. It is a transcript of the gene rpp25b, whose product is annotated as ribonuclease P/MRP subunit p25, b. Gene Ontology annotation, cellular component: ribonuclease MRP complex. Gene Ontology annotation, biological process: tRNA 5'-leader removal. Gene Ontology annotation, molecular function: RNA binding. The record is from RefSeq and is a predicted model, not a curated record. NCBI's taxonomy places the organism in Eukaryota, Metazoa, Chordata, Actinopteri, Cypriniformes, Cobitidae.